UCGCACCUGAGAGCGACGCCAGGGUCACCCCCUUCCGCCUCGUACCCUUCCGCCUCUCUUCGGGAACAUUUGAAUUAUCUCUCGGUGUGGGUGUUGGUGUCGCUCGUGUUUCCGCGUCACCCUGGCGGCCAGUCGAAUCUCGAGUGUCGAGCGACAGAUGCCAGCGACAGGCGGGGUGUUGGUAGUCGCUCGGCGAUAAGAGAUAUCAGGGCGAGGACGCCUGCGGAGCGCAGAUAAACCUGACGACAACGGUCGGAGCUCGACAAUGACGCUACAGCCAAGACGACAACUGGGCGACGGCGUGUUUACCUGACUGCCGCGGAGCUAGCAUGGACCUCGGACGAAACCUCUCCUGUCACUGGAUACCACCGGUGUCGGUGUUACUGUACGGUUCGUGUCACUGAGCUCGUGUCUAGUCUGUCGCUGACCACUCGCACAAUGUGGCUUCUGAUUCGCACGUCGGGCUGCACACGCGGAGCGCAUCUGCACAGACGGACACUGACGCAGCCCUGGAGGUCGAACCUGUCAGCUGCCCUCCAGCCUGCCGGGGCCAGGACGUCCGUCCACCCGACAGCCAGGCCCAUCGCGUCGCUCCUGCCCCAUGCCCACUGUUCACACCUCCCCUGGUCGACAGCCCGAGCGCGGACAGCCUCGCACGCACCUGUUGCCUUUGCGAGCUCCUCGGCCGCCCCGACGCCUUCACCGGCCAAGACGCCGGUGGACACGGACAGAGAACAGACGCCGACCACGGUCCCACUGGAGGAUGUGAGGAGGAUUUUGCACCUCGCUCAUCCAGAGAGAUGGAGACUGGCAGCUGCUUUAGGCUUCCUGACAGUCUCCAGUGCUGUAACAAUGUCAGCUCCAUUCCUUCUGGGCAAAGUGAUCGACACCAUAUACGCCGCUGGAACGGACACAGAGACAAUGGCGGCCUCCCUCACAUCGUUGUGUAUCAUGCUGACGGGAGUGUUCCUAUGUGGUGGAGCAGCCAAUGCUGCCAGAGUCUACCUCAUGCAGAUCUCAGGUCAGCAGAUUGUUCGUAAUCUCCGUGCCUCCGUCUUCUCCUCCAUCCUCAGACAGGAAGUGGCAUUUUUUGACCGGAACAGGACCGGCGAGCUCAUCAACCGCCUCUCGGCUGACACGGCCGUGGUGGGCCGCUCGAUCACAGACAACCUGUCAGAUGGGCUUAGAGCUGUCGCCCAGGCAGCUGCUGGUGUCAGUAUGAUGUUCUAUGUGUCCCCCAGUCUUGCAAGCUUCGUGUUGAUGAUCGUUCCCCCUCUGGCCGCUCUUGCUGUAGGCUAUGGGCGAUAUCUUCGCUCCAUCUCCAAACUCACGCAGGAUGCACUUGCUCGAGCCACAGAGUUGGCGGAGGAGCGUAUUAGCAACAUGCGGACAGUCAGGGCUUUUGGUAAAGAGCUGUCAGAGGUCAAUUCAUACACAGAGAAGACAGACCAGGUCCUCAGCCUGGCCAGGAAGGAAGCUGUGCUACGAGCUGGUUUCUUUGGAGUGACUGGUCUCAGUGGUAACAUCAUGAUCCUGUCAGUGCUCUACAAAGGAGGCCUCCUGAUGGCCAGCCAGCACAUGACUGUGGGAGAGCUUUCAUCAUUUCUCAUGUACACCUUCUGGGUGGGCAUCAGUAUCGCAGGGCUGAGCUCAUUCUACUCUGAGCUGAUGAGGGGUUUUGGAGCAGGAGGCCGACUUUGGGAGCUGCUGGACAGAAAGCCGGAGUUUCCCCUCAAUGAGGGCCUAGUGCUCCCUCAAGAACAGCUGAAGGGCCAGCUCCAGUUCUGUGAUGUUUCUUUUGCCUACCCAACUCGUAAGGAGGCUCCUAUUUUCCAGAACCUCAGUCUGCUGGUCCCGGCUGGUACCAUCAUGGCUGUGGUGGGAUCCAGUGGAUGUGGAAAAUCAACCCUGGUCUCGCUGCUGCUCAGACUGUAUGACACUGAUGCUGGUAUCAUCACAAUAGAUGGUCAUGACAUCAGGGAUCUAAAUCCCUACUGGCUCAGGCGUCACAUUGGAACUGUCAGCCAGGAGCCAGUGCUGUUUUCUUGUUCCAUCAGGGAUAAUAUUGCCUACGGUGCAGAGGCCCCGGAAGAUGUGACAGCAGAGGACGUCUACAGGGCAGCCAGAGUGGCCAAUGCCUAUGAUUUCAUCCAGACUUUUCCUGAUGGCUUUGACACUAUAGUGGGGGAGAAAGGAGUGCUGCUGUCAGGUGGUCAGAAGCAGAGGAUAGCCAUAGCCAGAGCUCUGCUCAAGAAUCCCAAGAUCCUGCUUUUAGACGAGGCUACCAGUGCACUGGAUGCUGAGAAUGAGUUCCUGGUCCAGGAGGCCUUGGAGCGUCUGAUGGAAGGGAGGACGGUCCUAAUCAUCGCUCACCGUCUGUCCACCAUCAAGAAUGCAAAUGCUGUGGCUGUGCUGGAUCAGCGCCGUGUAGCUGAGUGUGGUCAGCACACAGAGCUGCUAGGCAACAGACAGGGACUGUUCAGAAAACUGAUGGAGAAACAGGCGUUUCUACAGGAAGAACAGAAACGAGCCCUGCGCUGAGAGAGGGGCAAGUGGAAUAAGAGGAGGAAGAAAUCUGUGGGCUUCGCUCCAAAAUGACUUGAAAUGCUCCAAGAGACAGAUGUGGAGGGAAAGGAGGAACAAAAAAAUAUGUUUGUUUCCUGGAGAUGGAUAAACGUUGAAGGAAAGCAUAGGAGGACAACAGAUGGGAGAUGGGGAAGCCACUGAGAAAGUUAAAGGGAUUUUGAAUGUCCCUUUACCCCUGGAGUGACUCUGAAGCAUCACAUAAAGAGAUGUUUGGAAAGGAAACCCAGGGUAAUCUACAGCCAAGACCGAAUAACUGAAAUAUGGAUCAGUGAAGUAAUAGAGAUACUUUAUUUUGAAACACAUAUAUAAUUCUACACUGAAAAAAAGGAGAUGAGAAGAGAGAAGACAGACAUUUCUCGAGGCUCGCGGCCAAUAUGUGAUUUAAAUCACUGUCACUACUGCGGCUUUGGAGAAAAGCUCCAAUCCAAUAUUCAGACAUAUUACAAAAAUGUAAAACCUCUUUCAGUCUCUGUUGUGGGACUCUUUAGUUUGUGAUACACAUAUUUCUGUUUAUGUAUUACAGAUUUUUUUUCUUUAAAUUUGAAGCUUACAAACGAGUCUUUUCUGUCAUUUUAGAGUUUAAACAAGCCAAAUGAACCAGCUAUUUGUCAAGUCUACACUGUGCUGUAAAAAAAAAAAACAUGACUAUUUUGACAUAUGAUUAAUGUAUGAACAUUUGUUGUGGGGAAAUAAGAGCGACACUCCUGAAAGUCAAGGUUGAGGUGCUAACAAGGGACUUGGUGCAAUUAGAUUCAGUCACUCUUGAGUUUUGGAUUUAAGUGACAGCCCUGAAACUGCCAAACGUAACCAUCUUCAUAUGUCAUGCAAAAGGAAAUGUGUGCACAGUGACUUAAAGACACUUGAUUGAGGCCUGGUAAGCAGCCUCUCCCCUGGAGGAGGAGCUGCUCCACGCGAGGAGGAGAGAUGCUGGAGGCCUCUUCAAAGACAGACAUGGUCUAUGUGAGUCAUCUUCACCUUUCUCAUAACAACUGUCACUAAAAAAAGAUUUUCUUUUUUGUUCCACACAUGCAAAUGCCUUGACCUAUAAUGCUACUUAACCUUAAAAAAGACAUUUCAGCAUCAUGUUUUCGUGGCUGUCGUCCAAUUGUAUACGUCCAUAUAUCCUUUGCUUAGGAUAUAAAACUUGAAUCUUUUUGGGUGUCAUUUUUAAUUCACGUUUUGAAGGUGGUGUUGUAUGGAAUUAGUACAACACUGAUCGGUUAUAAUCAGCCAUUUCAUUACUCUCAUAUUGUCAUUAUACUUUAGUACUCACUUUUUUAAACAUUAAUUUAUUACAGUGUUUAGAUUGUAUAUCAGUUAAUGUUUCAUGUUGAUUUAUUAUAGCCAGUCAUUGUUUUAUUUUCUUUAUUUCAUUUAUAUUUUUGUAAUUUCACCAAAAAAUCAAAUAGUUAUUACUUGAGCAGUUGAGUUUCAUGUCAUUACGACAUACUUGUCUCUAAACUUCACAUGUCCAGUAUUGGUUAAUGUGUAGUGUCCAGUGAUCCUCCCCCCUUUGUUGGUGAUAUUACCAAACCUUUGAUCCACUGAAAUAAAAUUUCUGUUUUGUAAAAGAUAA
Scophthalmus maximus (turbot) is the source of this 4162-nucleotide messenger RNA. It is a transcript of the gene abcb10, whose product is annotated as ATP-binding cassette, sub-family B (MDR/TAP), member 10. The transcript is spliced from 14 exons. The record is from RefSeq and is a predicted model, not a curated record. The coding region runs from base 439 to 2541 and encodes 700 amino acids. Gene Ontology annotation, molecular function: ATP hydrolysis activity; ATP binding; ABC-type oligopeptide transporter activity. Gene Ontology annotation, biological process: transmembrane transport. Gene Ontology annotation, cellular component: membrane. Lineage: Eukaryota; Metazoa; Chordata; Actinopteri; Pleuronectiformes; Scophthalmidae.